UACGCAAUGACAGGGCAGCGCUGGAGGGACAUGUUCACCAUUCCCUUUGUGUCGGCUCCCAAUCUUGAACACAGCCUAUUGCCCAUCCAUCUCAUAAAACUUAGUCCUCCCACGACCUUCCAUUUCACCAACUCUACCAAUGCAAGGCGCUUCUCAGUGGCGACGAUGGCUCAGCAGAUUGCCUUCCUCGAUGGAUUAUUCGCCAACGAGCCGCUGGUCGAGUCGGGCGCUCCCAGUACGCCACAAUUCGAGUUGUUCGACGGCAACGAUGGAACUGCCUCUUCCUUGAACGAGCUGGACUGGCUGUUCGGCGAUGAUUCGGACGAAGUGACCCACAACGACGACGACGACGCGAAUCCCGACGACAACGAGGAUGCUGACAAUGCGAAUCCCGAUGAUGACGCAACGCCCUCCUUCACACAUGCUCCAACAGUCGCCGCGUUGCCGAAUCAACCCCAGCCUGCAGAUCACCUGCAACCACCUGCCAAGUCCGGACGAUCGCCUAAUCUGGAUGCUGAUGCCGCCUCGUCUGCAACUACCAUUCCGGAUCCCGCAUCGCCCACAGCGACCCAACUCACCCCAUCUUCUGAUCCCGUGGAAGACCCGUUCGGUUGGGCUUCCGUCGAAUUUGAAGACAUGGUCUUUGCGGAAUCCGACGAUGAAGAGAGCAGCAGCACGGCUGUCGCCGUCCCCAAGACUUUCAAAGAAGCGCUUCGAUCUGGCAACAGUGAGGCCGCAAUUGAAUUCCUCGCGACUGGCGCAGCAUCGCUCAAGCCCAGCUCGAGCCUGUUUGGGGCUUGUGUGCAUCCGUUGGAGGAGGUGGCCAAGGUUGGCUCGACACAACUGCUCCUGCGCCUGAUUGCGUUUGGUUGCCACUCGGCGAGGGCCGGUGCUGCUCCUUUGGCCCAAGCUGCGCUCGAGCCGAUUCGGGCAGACGAUCGAAUUGGUCGGCGCGAGGUCGGUCGCUUUCUCAACAAAGUUGGCUUGCAGAGUCUAGUGGCGUGGUGCGCUCGAUGGGGCCAAACAGAAACCGUGCGCGCGUUGCUCAGAGUGGUGCCAUUUGACCAGGCCGUGCGGCCUUCCACGUUUCGCAGCCGAACUGUUUUGCAGACGGCCGUCGUCAAGUCCAACCUGGCGUUGGUGCAAGUGCUUGCCAGUCAUUCCGAGCUGUUUGCGCACUUGCUCAAGAUUCGGGAUUGCGAGCAAAAGCAACCACUCAGCCCACUGCUCGCUGCAGUAGACACCUCGAAUUUCGACAUUGUCAAGUGUUUGGUGGAUCAUGGCGCCGACUGCCAUGAGCUGUGCUCGUCAACCACUCCGUUUCUCGCUGCCUGCAAAAAGGGUCUGCAACCAAUGGUGGAGCUGUUUAUCAAACAAAGCGGCUACCCAACGAUUGAUGCCCUCGACCCAUUCUCGCCUCGCGACCUGCCUCACACUCUUGCCAUCCAGUUCAAGCAUCAGGGCCUCAUUGCGCUGACGCUGAAACACGCCGCGCGGCUGCACCAACUGGAGGCCUUUGACGCUCUGCGCAAGACUGCCUUGCACUACGCAGUCACGACGAGAGACUUGAACCUUGUCAACCAGCUUUUGGACAUGGGUGUGUCGCCCAACGUUUGCGCGGGACCCGAGUUUGACGCACCAAUCUUCUUGGCGAUCGCGCAGCUUGGCCAACCCUCCAUUCCGGCCAAAGACCUCAAGACUUGCGAACAAAUUGCUCAAGCGCUUAUCGACCACCCAAAGUUUGAUGGGGCAGCCCGCUGCAAGAGCACUGUUGAAACGGUCGGUCUUGUUUCGUUCAUUUUGAUGCACCUGGAAGCUUUCCACCGACGCAGCAUCCGUGAUCGGCUGCUCGCGCGAGUGCUUUGCCAUCCUGACACCAACCUUGCACGCGCAAAUGCAACCGGCAGAACGGCGUUCCGAGACAUUGUUCUCGACGCCUGGAAGUCGGCAGGACCAGGAACUCUGAACACCGCGGACCAAGAAGAAGAAGAAGAAGAAGGCGUCGCCACUGCCGUUGCCGCAGUUUCGCAUGCGCUCACCCUUCCUGGAGGGAUUGCGGCGUGCAGCAUUCCACACAUGGUGAACGAGGACCUGCCAAUUCACGCCGUGGGAUACUACGAUUCCUUCACCGACGCGACUGCACUUGCGCUGGUUCGCCUGCUCGCACCACACACCCGGCUACUCCACCGGACAAGCUCCGGAAUCAACUUGCUUCACAUUUGCGCGAGACAAGGCUUUCCAAAGACGUUGGAAUUCAUCUGCAGAGCAGCACCCGCGGCCGAGCUGGCCGCUGUGAUUGACAACUACGGCGGUCGCGGUUUGUUGUGCACGCCGCUUUUGUUUGCCAUUGGCAUCUCGAGCAUUGAUUGUGUGAGAGUGCUGCUCCGCUUUGGCGCAAAUCCUUCCAUUCCAAACUCCAUCCUCGAUUGCGCUGUUCGGCGGGGCAACGCCGAAUUGGUGCAGUUUGCCAUUGAUUGGAAUGAGCAGCAAGGAUGGAUCUUUCCGCUUGAGUCCGCGCUCGCUCUGGCGUGUGGGCACGAACAAAAUAUGAUCCAGCCCGAGGUGACGGUGGCGCGGUUGAUUGCAUCAAGCGUUCGGGCUUUUGCCCAAACAGCAGACGAUGCAGGUGCCGCGACCACCGCCUUAGAGCUAGCGCUGCUGAUUCAAAAGGCUUGCAACACUGCCGUCACUGCUCGAGAAACCAACGACAGUCUCGAGCCAGACGAGGCGGAAUUGAUCAACCGGAACGACUCGCCCAGACCGUUCUCACGUGUCUUGGAAACCCUGCAAGCCUGUCUGCCACAGGAGUGGCUCGAUCCAGAGUUUGCCAACCUGCGGCUUUCCAGCGAGGUGUUUGGUGCUCUGCUACAACACUUGCGUGAGACGUUCCUGCCCGCCACUCCCGAAGGAGGCUCCGUCAACGCAGAGCACAUUGCUGUUGCUGCUUGCUCGGACAAGCAGCUGGACGUGUUGCUCUUCUUUGGCAUUUCGAAUGGAGCCGACUGCAUUGAAGUGACGCCGGCGCAGGGUCUCGCGUUGAAUUUGCGAAAUUCCGCUGAACUGAUGGGUACCAUUCACAUGGCGGUGUGCGGAAGGCCCCGCGAGACGCCCGACAUGCUUGAGCGCGUGCGCGCUAUGGUAAAUCGGCUGUUGCUGCACGGGGCAAGCCUCCAUCAGGUCUGCUCAGGAUCGAGCGCCAACGUGCUGCAUUUCGCCGUGCGUCACGAAAGCGCCGCGGUCCUCAAAUUUGUGCUCUCUCUUUUGGAGCAUGAUCCCAUCGGGCGUGGCCGCCUGCUUGAAGGGCGAGAUCACUUGGACGACACGCCGUUCCUGGUAGCGGCGGCCUACGAUUCGACGCAAUGCUUGGAAACGCUGGCUGAGCUUGGCGUCGAUGUGCACGCGAUUUCGAGCAUCCGCAAGAUGAAUGCCGUUUGCACCAGCAUCGGCGCUAGCUCUGACGCGUCCGUCUGGGAAUGGCUCUUGAAUCGAGGAGUCGCAGUCGACACGGUGGUUGAAGGCGUUUGCGUCUGCUCUUCGCUGCACACCCUGCUCGAUCGGAAUCACUUUGAUUCGGAGGUCUCGCGGUUGCUCGAACACCAUCCUUACCUGAAUGCGCGAAACCGCACGGGCCAGACGCCGCUCAUGGCCACCAUGACUCGUUCGUAUCGCGCCAUUUCGUUUCUGCGGCACGUUCGCGCACACUAUCGAACCGCGGGAUUGUGCUACAUUCGCUCCUUGUUUGAAGACGACGAGAGCGAUACUCCUGCGGUGUCUACCGUCCGUGAAGGGGUCGUUGUGCCUCUCAGGCGCGCGGACUGUUUGGAUGUCAACUGUGUCGAUGGCGGUGGAUGGACGUUCCUCCACCAUUUCGUGAUGUCGGACGACGGCGAGGAUGUUGCCAAGGUGUUGGAGUAUGCAAACUUCGAUGUGAACGCCACGACGCAAGAUCCACACUGCUCGACUCCCUUGCACCUGGCUGCCCAGCGCGAGGACACUUGGUGGGAACGGACACUGUCCAAGUGGGUGGCACUCGGAUUCGAUCUUCACGCCCGCGAUGCGCAUGGCAAGACUCCCGCCAUGUACGCGUGCAAAUCCAUCCAGUCGAUUGUUCGCUUUCAUCAAGCAGGGGCACGGUUGUAUGAUGUGGACCAAAAUGGCGACACGCUUCUGCAUUUCAUGUAUGCGCAAAAGGCAUCUUGCAAGGACAUCCAAGACGCCAUCACUGGCACGUAUCUGCCCAUUGGCUUGAAUCCACACACGCGCAACAAGGCCGGAUUCAAUGCUGUUGGAUCCUGUGUCCAGUUCAUGUUCGAUGUCCACGACAAUAAUGCAGCGCAGAUGGAGAAAGCGCACGUGCAUUUGAAGUGGUUGCUCAGCGCCAUCGGAUGUAAACCCGAGUGAUGUUUGUGUCGUGUGUUCAAAGAAAUUGUCACCAAAUACCACUGUUGUCUAUUUGUUU
Capsaspora owczarzaki ATCC 30864 is the source of this 4459-nucleotide messenger RNA. RefSeq lists its product as hypothetical. Bases 7 to 4401 code for a protein of 1464 amino acids. The transcript has 2 exons. NCBI's taxonomy places the organism in Eukaryota, Filasterea, Ministeriida, Capsasporidae. The record is from RefSeq and is a predicted model, not a curated record. Gene Ontology annotation, molecular function: protein binding.